Molecule: messenger RNA, 4932 nt
Organism: Mycena indigotica
Lineage: Eukaryota; Fungi; Basidiomycota; Agaricomycetes; Agaricales; Mycenaceae
Product: Mediator of RNA polymerase II transcription subunit 5
Exons: 23
Coding region: 1-4932 (1643 amino acids)
Source: RefSeq, a predicted model, not a curated record
AUGUUUUCGACGUUUGUUCAAAACAUCGCCCACCCACGCCCUUCUUCAGACUCUAAUCCAGCCCGACCAACAAGUCCGGCUAAGCACCUUCAACAACACCGACCAGCCAGCCCGUCUCCCCAUAAACGAACAACGCUUGAAGACCGACUACGCGCUUCAUUCACCAUUGGCGAUGCGUCCAGCUCAGAACCGACACCCGUAGCAUCCACAAGAGCCUCCCCCUCGCCACCAAAAGAUGCUAUAACUGAAGAGCAACCCACCACGCCACAACCCACAACUGUUCUCCCACUCUCACCUUCAUCUACGCCACUCCCAGACUCGCCGGUUGCUUCUCCAAUCCAACUUGAACCACCACCGAAUGCACUACCCUUAGAAAUACCCAACGAUGACCCAGACCCUGUCGCGGACGCGUUGCCCGAUAUCCCACAGUUAACCAAUGUCGACGCGUUACAAGAGCGAUUGAAGCUUGUGGAACAGCGCUUCUCUGAUGUCUCUACCUCGUUCAAGAGGUUGCGAGCAGAGAAGGCUGCGGCCGACGCAAUCCUUCGGGAACUUACUCCUCUAGAAAGUGUCAGUGACUCGCAUGCUCUCCGAGACUACGUGCAAAAUAUUAUCAUGAAGGCAGAGAUGUCGACGGGAGAGAUCACGCGUUUGAACGGACGACUUGAGACACAGGAAAGUCGUAUUGAAGAGUUGCGCGAUACCCAUCGUUUGGAGUCCUCCUCGCAAUCGGCUCAGAUAGAACACUUGAAGAAACAACUCUCAGAAGCUGAAACGCUCAUCUCUGCAUCUCAAGGCUCUGUUGCCCAAAGCACGGAGAGUGCAGCCGCCCAAACAGCGGAAAUAGAACGGCUUCAGACCGACAUUGAGCAGUCAAAGCGAGUCGCGAAAGAGGAGGAGGAGAAACGUGUCAAGGCAAUCAGUCUGCUCAAGACUGUUCGGCAAAAACUCGUCAAAGCUGAGAAGGACAAAGACGAUGCUCAACGCGAAGCUACAGCUUUGAAGGAAAAAGAAAAGGCUGAAGGGACUGCAUCACAGGCAGAAAAGGCGAAGAUGCAAGCCGAGAUUGAGGCCGUGAAUGCAGAGCGGGAGAAGGCCGUCACUGGUCUAAAGACGCAGUUUGAUAAAGAGAUCUCCGGAAUAAGGGAGAGACACGAGAAAGAAAUUGCUACUCUUCGUGGGCAGUUCGAGCUCGAGGCUCUGACAACAAAGAGUGCACACACAAAAGAAGUAGCAACAUUAACAUCUCGAGUUUCGUCGCUGGACACGAGCAUCAUUACUCUCACCAACGAUAAAAACGCUCUAUUCGACCAACUUCAACUUCGACAAGCUGAGGUCGAGUCUGCCCAGUCACAUAUCGAACUUCUACAGAGUCAAAUUACUGAACUCGAAUAUCAGUUGCGAGAAUCUCAAGAGCGAUUCGCCCUCUUGGACCAAGAUAUUUCCGAACGUCGCCAAGAACAGGAUAUUCGUGCAAGGGAACCCAGCAGUUCUGCAGAGGACAUUGCUCAAUUGGUUGCUGCCACUCAGGCUAAAUAUGAGGUCAAGCUCGCGGAUGCAAGAAAGAACCUUAGUGUUGCUGAGAAGGAACGCAAUGAAAGCGAGGCACAAUGGAGCCGCAAGUUGCGGGAGAAGGUUCGGGAGAACGAGGAGCUCAAGCAGGCACUGGGAUCGACAGCCCAAAGCUUACGCAUCGACGAAGGGCAGGUUGAGGCGCUUCAAAACGAGAUUUUGCGUUUAAAAGAGGAACUACACGUCAGCCAAGCUGAAUUGUUGCAGCUGAAAGAAGAUUCUGCAUCACUGGCGGAUGUCGAGAUGUCCAACAAGGCACAAGAAACAGAGACGAACGCCAAGAUCAGUGCAUUGGAGCAACUACUGGAAGAAGCAAAAUCCCGAGAAGCUCAACUACGAGCCAACAGUAAGACUCUCCGAGAAGAAUUACGCAAAGUACAGUCAUCUGCUGCCCUUUUGGAGCGACAGCGCAAUCCCGGUGUUGGGUACUGGACGCAACGGCCAACAGAUCAGCCCGAAACGCGGACAUCGACAUCUUCCAACUCUUCCGACUCCCGAGUCGCAUCUCCUUCGCCAGUGAAACAAGAAGAGGAAGUUAACCUUGAAUAUCUGCGGAAUGUCAUCCUGCAAUUCCUAGAACACAAGGAAAUGAGGCCUAACUUGGUCAAAGUUUUGUCAAUUAUCCUCCAUUUUACACCGCAGGAAACGCGCAGCUUCCAAGGUGGCAUUAGUCCAUCCAAAUGGCUUUCAUUCUGCAAGUUAUUCUUGAGCAAGCAGAACGACGAAAGUCCCCAAGCCUCACAGCGCGCUCUGAGUAACUCUGUCCUUGUCCUCUAUCGUUCGUUUCCUGGCGAUGCGGUCCUACAGGAAUACCUGAAAAUCGCCCUUCAGAGCGAAUUACUACCCAUUUCAAUCUACGUGUCGACUCUUCUCUCAGCUGCUCGCUCCACCGAGCUACACUCGCCGGCGACGCUAGACAUGCUGUGUCGAGUCGCUCUGGAUAGUCAUUAUUCUUCUGGAAAGUCAUCGACAGACCUGGCGGAUUACGACAGCCCAAUUACCGUGCUUAACACGCUUCAAGACGCGCUUGCGCUGUUGACAGUAGUCCAGCGACUCCGUAUAUCCCAUUUCCAUCAAUUAACAACAUCUGCGUCUGAACUGGUUGCCCUCCUGUUUUCAGUUGUUGAAAUCUCCCAGGGCCCUCCGGCACAAUGCAUCGCCUUGCUAAGUGAGGCCAAUGCUAUGCUCUCGCAAAACUCCAUCUCGCAGAACGUGAGACAAUCCUUGGAGGCAUUCACCCUCUCUCUCGGUCUGUUUGUGGGUGAUUCUGAUGUCAAGGCGUCCAAGAGCUCUGAGUCGCACGCCGCUCACCUCGUUCUUGGUAAGAACGAUACGAUAUCAUCCAACAAUGACACUGUCAGCUUCAGUCUCACCCUGAAUUACCUUAUGAUGCACCGGGCAGAUGAGCUCGGUAUUGGCAGUGGAUUAGAUCCUGCCAAGUUAUUUGUGAGCAUGUUUAGGUGGAGCUCAUGGGCACCUCCGGUAUUCUACACUCAACUCAUUCUCUCCGCCUUCAUAUGCCUCACGGAAACCACAACUGUGUCGCCUUUACUAUGGAGAUCUUUCAUCGUAAGCCGGCUGCCGUCAAUCCUCAGCAUUUUCGAAAAGCUGGUACAUGUUGAUGGGGCACCCGAGAAUUGGAGGGGUGCCCUCCAAGUUGCUGUCACAGCACUCAUGAGACGAACAGAACUUCUGGAGCGCUGCGACCGUCUAGUCAAUCAGUUUUCUGCUACACAUCUAGCUCAAGAAGGUUUAACCCAGACUCGGUCUAUAUUCCGUGACCUGUUACGCCAACUUCAGUCCUCCAGCCUUCUAGAUCUACAGUUCAUUCUGGCUAUCGACCCGACUCAUAUGCAAACAGAACCGCAAUCAGAGACAAAUGAACCCGAUGCACGCCGCCUCCAAAUUGACUUUGAAGAUGUCACAGUGUUCAUUGAUCGAAUCUGGCAAGAGCCCCAAAUGCAUAAAGCUUUCGCCGACUAUGCAUUCAGCCGCUUCGCAAGUGCUGCAGCUUCAUUGGAUACUGAGGCCUCGAGUUUCUGGUCACGAACACUCGAAAUCGAUUCUGCACUUGAUAUGGUUGCAAUGCAUCAGAAUCUUUCUGAACUCAUCUUCCACGCCCUCCAUUGUCUGCAGGAGUUUGACUGCGAUCCGCAAACCGCAGUCAGCUAUCUUGGCGAUGUCGUUCUCUUCUUACAACUACUAUUAGUUCGUUUUCAUCUCUCCAGUGAUGUCUUCUGGUGUACUGGGCGACAAAUUUCGUCGCGUUUCAUCAGGGCUACUGCUGUCGUCUACAAUGUCAACGAGCUAGAGGGCCCAGACUUGGCGGCAUUUAACAUAUGGUACAAAGCGCUGUUUGAUCGUAACAGCGAGGGCAUCGAAGACACAAUACUUCGUUCUGUGAAGCCUAAAACACUCCUGAAAAUCUCAGCGACUUUGUUCUCCUUCGCACUCAAAGACCCCAACAUUGACAGCGAGGUCCUCAACAAUGGAAUAUCGUAUUUUACUGGUGGUCCUCUCCUGAAAUGGACCCUGGUUGGAGUCGUGGCCAAUCUAAUGCAAGAAAUUCGGGUUGGAGGGUUUUCUGCGUCAACGACAAAACAUUUCCACGUUCUACGCACACUCUUGCUUUCUCAGGAUUGCCCACGAGCCGUCAAGUGUCUAUGCGGGCAAGGUCUAACCAGCCUGCUGAACGACAAGCGUAGUCAAAAUGGGAUGCCCCCUGCAGACGCGACAGCGAUGCUCAAUACCAUCUCACAAGCGUGGAAUCAUAAUACAAGUGUUUCGCCUCAACAAGUUUCCACGCCUGCUCAAAUUCUUGGCUACCCUCGGCGAGCAAUCAGAGAGGCGAUUGGGAAAGCGCGGGCCUCCAAAGCUCCCACCCUCGAUAUUGACCGGUGCAUUAACAUCUGUGGACCCGAAAAGUUUUUGCGAACGUUGUGGUCAGAGCUGCUCGCGCCAGGAGACAUGGAUGUUUGCGUCCGUCUCGCAACUUUUGCUAUAACAAUUCCCCGACUGCCUGGUUUCCCGCCGUUGAUGCCGACAUUCUUCCACACGGUGUUGCCCAACCUCAUAUCCAACAUCGACACACGGCAAGUUGGAGACCAGCAGGUUCCGGGUGACCUUCUCGGGGCUAUCAUUUCCUCAAUACUUACUGCCUCUCUCCACCUCGACGUUGCCUUCAACGAGUUACCACGACCUAUACUUGGUCAACCAAGUGCUGUUGUUGCUCGAAGACUGGCAGCGGAUUUGCGGUUCAAAGCCCAACGACAGAGCAAUGUCAGCCGGAUAAUCCUCCAACGUCUUGGUUCGUCACAAUCAAUAGUGAACAAUUUUCCGAUAUUCAAGCCUACUGCAUAA